CCCUCCCCAUCCCCAGGGCGUCACCCUCUCUGACCAUGGAUCUCUGGCCGGGCUUCACCGUCCCGCUGAUCCUGCUCACGGCCUUCUUGCUUCUUCUGCUGUGGAGGGGGCACGUGGCCAGGCAGAGGAACCUCCCUCCGGGCCCACGCCCGCUGCCCCUCCUGGGCAAUUUGCUGCAGUUGUGGGGACCGUCGUUGUUACAAUCUCUGCUGGAGCUCAGAGACAAGUACGGGCCCGUGUUCACCGUCUACUUGGGGCCUCAGCGGGUCGUCGUGCUGUGGGGCUACGAGGCAGUGAAGGAAGCCCUGGUGGACCAAGCGGAGGAGUUUGGUGGCCGAGAGGGGUUAGCUCUUGUGGAGAGGACCAGCAAGGGCAAUGGGCUUUUCUUCAGCAACGGGGAGACGUGGCGCCAGCUGCGCCGAUUUUCACUCACCACCCUGAGGAAUUUCGGGAUGGGGAAGAGGAGCAUCGAGGAGCGGAUCCAGGAGGAAAUCCAGUUCCUGCUGGAGGAAUUCAGGAAGACGGAAGGGACGCCCUUGGACCCCACCUUCGUGCUGCGGCGCUCCGUCUCCAACGUCAUCUGCUCCGUGGUCUUUGGGGCUCGGUUCAGCUACGAGGAUGAGGAGUUCCAGACGCUGCUCAGCCUGAUCCAGGCGAACCUCCGGCGCGUGGACACUGCCUGGGUGAAGCUCUACAAUCUCUUCCCCGCUGUCAUGGACCACCUGCCCGGCCCGCACAACCGUCUCUUCGAGAACUUUGAAGAGCAGAAGCGCUACGUGGCCGGCGUCGUCCAGAAGCACAGAGAGACCCUGGACCCGUCCUCCCCACGGGACUACACCGACGCCUUCCUCAUCCGGAUGCAGCAGGAGGAAAACGAUCCGGACACCAAAUUCCACCAUGAAAAUUUGAUUGUCUCGGCACUCGAUUUAUUUUUUGGGGGCACGGAAACGACCAGCACCACGCUGAGAUACGGGCUGUUGAUUCUGCUGAAGUACCCUCAUGUCACAGAGAGAAUUCAGGAGGAGAUUGAGCGAGUGAUCGGCCAGGACCGCACCCCCUGCAUGGAGGACAGGCCCAAGAUGCCCUACACAGAUGCUGUGAUCCACGAGAUUCAGCGGUUCGUCGAUAUCUUUCCUCUGGGCGCUCCCCACUCCGUGACACGGGACACCAAGUUCAGGGGAUACGCCAUCCCUCAGGGCACGGCCGUGUUUCCCAUCUUGCAUUCUGUCCUGCACGACCCCAUGCAUUUUGACGACCCGGAGACCUUCGACCCCGGGCAUUUCCUGGACAAGGCGGGUAGAUUUCAGAAGAACGUGGCAUUCAUGGCCUUCUCUGCAGGGAAGCGGGUGUGUCCCGGCGAGGGCCUGGCCCGCAUGGAGCUCUUCCUCUUCUUCACCUCCAUCCUGCAGAGCUUCGCCCUCAGCUUGCCCGCCCGCCCGCAGGACCUUGACACCACGCCGGAGUACCACGGCUUCAGCAAGGUGCCACGCAGGUAUCAGCUGCGGCUCGUCCCCCGGUGAACGCCAGCAGUCAUGCCGCGGCGGCCAGGCCCGGUUCCCCGGCGGCCUGCACCUUACACCGCGCGUUACACUGGUGCGAAACACUACCAGGGAGAGGCCGGAGCAUUGUGCACACGAGAAAACCAGCAGCAUGGCUGUGGAGGAUCAUGCGUGGGUGUGUGUCCCUGCCCUGGGGGCCAAGCCCUGCACAUGUGUCUGUGUGUCUGUCUGUGCACGUGUGUGCUGCCCCCUGCUGGACGGCCUGAGCCCUGCUCUGCGUGCGUGUGUCCGGGUCCCCCUGGCGGGGGUGGUGGCUCAGCCCUGCGUCCGUGUGUGCGUCUGUCUCUGCCUGGGUGUGUGUGCAAGGUGCACUAGACACAGUCGCCAUGCCCGUGGUCUGGCUGAAGCCGACUCCCCUUCGGCAAGAGAAGCAGGUGAAAUACAAUCCAGUUUCGCUGUG
Caretta caretta (loggerhead turtle) is the source of this 1959-nucleotide messenger RNA. Its product is annotated as cytochrome P450 2B4. Lineage: Eukaryota; Metazoa; Chordata; Testudines; Cheloniidae. Gene Ontology annotation, biological process: epoxygenase P450 pathway; xenobiotic metabolic process. Gene Ontology annotation, cellular component: cytoplasm; intracellular membrane-bounded organelle. The record is from RefSeq and is a predicted model, not a curated record. Gene Ontology annotation, molecular function: arachidonate epoxygenase activity; oxidoreductase activity, acting on paired donors, with incorporation or reduction of molecular oxygen, reduced flavin or flavoprotein as one donor, and incorporation of one atom of oxygen; heme binding.